Molecule: messenger RNA, 3442 nt
Organism: Elgaria multicarinata webbii
Lineage: Eukaryota; Metazoa; Chordata; Lepidosauria; Squamata; Anguidae
Gene: MIB2
Product: MIB E3 ubiquitin protein ligase 2
Exons: 19
Coding region: 227-3088 (953 amino acids)
Biological process (GO): protein ubiquitination
Cellular component (GO): cytoplasm
Molecular function (GO): zinc ion binding; ubiquitin-protein transferase activity; protein binding
Source: RefSeq, a predicted model, not a curated record
AAAAGGGAGGAAAUCGCGGUGGCUGCAAAAGGGAAGGAAGAGGAAGCGCAAGGGGCGGCUGGAAAGCGAAGGGAAGCAGCCCAGGCUGCUGGAAGAGAAGGGAGGCAGCCUAGAAGUGGAGCAGAAGCUGGCAUUGCGCACAAACUUUGCAGUUUCGUCCAUGCGUUCCUCCCGGGGCCGUGAGGCGGCCGGCCAGUGCGCGAGCUGAGGUGGCCUACCCAGGGCAAUGGACUUGGAGCCCCACGCAAGCAUGCAGGUUGGAAUGCGGGUGGUCCGUGGGCUGGACUGGAAGUGGAGCAACCAGGACAACGGCGAAGGCAACGUCGGGACGGUGGUGGAGAUCGGACGGCAGGGUAGCCCGACCACACCAGAUAAGACCGUGGUGGUCCAGUGGGACCAGGGGACCCGGACCAACUAUCGGACAGGUUUCCAAGGAUCCUAUGACCUUCUGUUGUACGACAAUGCACAAAUAGGUGUCCGCCACCCCAACAUCAUCUGUGACUGCUGCAAGAAGCACGGGAUCCGCGGCGUGCGCUGGAAGUGCAAGAUCUGCUUCGAUUAUGACUUGUGCAUGCAGUGCUACAUGAACAACAAGCACGACCUCUCCCACGCCUUUGAGCGCUACGAAACUGCCCACUCCCGGCCAGUCACCGUGAGUCCACGGCAGAACUUGUCUCGCAUCACGCUGAAGGGGACUUUCCAGGGCGCAAAAGUGGUUCGGGGCCCCGACUGGGAAUGGGGUAACCAGGACGGUGGCGAAGGCAAAACCGGGCGAGUGGUCGACAUCCGUGGCUGGGACGUGGAGACCGGCCGGAGCGUGGCCAGUGUGACGUGGGCCGAUGGCACCACGAACGUCUACCGGGUUGGGCACAAAGGGAAAGUUGACCUCAAGUGCAUUGGAGAAGCGUCUGGGGGUUUGUACUACAAGGAGCAUCUCCCUAAAUUAGGUAAGCCGGCCGAGUUGCAGAAAAAGGAGAGUACGGAGCGGCACCCGUUCCAGCACGGGGACAAGGUGAAGUGCCUCUUGGACAUCGACAUCUUACGGGAGAUGCAGGAGGGGCACGGGGGCUGGAACCCGAAAAUGGCCGAGUUCAUUGGCCAAACGGGGACAGUGCACAGGAUCACGGACCGAGGAGAUGUGAGAGUCCAGUUCAACAGCGAUACCCGAUGGACCUUUCACCCGGGGGCUCUGACUAAGCUCAACACCUUUUGGGUUGAUGAUGUUGUCCGGGUGAUAGAUGAGAUGGAAACGGUCAAGCAAUUGCAAGCUGGUCACGGGGAAUGGACAGAUGAGAUGGCCCCUAUCCUGGGGCACAUCGGCAAAGUGAUCAAAGUGUUUGGAGACGGGGACUUGCGGGUGUCUUUCGCGGGUCAGUCCUGGACGUUCAACCCCGCCUGCCUGACGGCCUACCAGAGAGAGGAGGAUGCCAACCUCAUGACCACCGAGGAUGCGAAAGAAUCUAAAAGCACGUUGCUCUCUGUGCUGGGAAGAUUGCUCUCUCAGAAGAUGGAAUCCGAUAACCCCGGCCGCCUGGUCAUAGAGGCAGCGCACGGGAACGUCCCCAAGGUCCGGGAUCUGGUUCAGAAGUACUCAGACAAGGUAGAUAUCAAAAACCAGGGCAGGACAGCCUUGCAGGUGGCUUCUUACCUAGGCCAGGUGGAAGUGGUGAAAAUCUUGCUGCAGGCCCACGCCAACAUUAACCUGCGGGACGAAGAAGGAGACGCGGCCCUUCAUUACGCAGCUUUUGGGAAGCAAGCGGAGAUUGCCCGUGUGCUGGUCAGCAAAGGUGCCAACGCGGACCUCCUGAACAACGCCAAGUGUACGGCCCUGUACAUUGCGGUCAACAAAGGCUUCACGGAAGUUGUGCAGGCCUUGUGCGAGCACAACUGCGACGUUAACCUGCCGGAUUCGUACGGCGACACCCCGCUCCAUUACGCCAUCACCGCCGACUUCAAGUGCAUCAUCGAGGCCCUGACCGAAGUCCCCAAUAUCGAUUUCACCGUCCAGAACCGGCAGGGGUUCAACCUGCUGCACCAUUCGGCUCUGAAGGGGAACAAGCUAGCCAUCAAGAAGAUCCUAGCAAGAGCCCGGCAAUUGGUGGAUGCAAAGAAGGAAGACGGAUUCACCGCCUUGCAUCUCGCCGCCCUCAACAACCACAAAGAAGUAGCGGAGAUCUUGAUCAAAGAGGGCCGGUGUGACGUCAACCUCAAGAACAACCGUAACCAGACGCCCUUGCACUUGGCGGUCACGCAGGGCCACAUGGAGAUGGUGCAGCUGCUGGUGAGCGAGGGCUCCGACGUCAAUGCCGAAGACGAGGACGGCGACACGGCCAUGCACAUUGUCCUGGAGAGGGAGCACCUGAUGUCGAUCGUGGCCGAGGAACAGCAAGAUGGGGCGGAGAGCCUCUUCUCUAAGCUCCAGGCAUCUGGGUUCCUCGGCAGUCUGGAGCUAAAUGUGGGGGCUGCCAUUGCGUGCUACUUGGCGCAAGAAGGGGCCGACGUCAACUACGCCAACCACAGGGGCAAGGCCCCCCUCGACCUUGUCUCGGACGGAAGCGUAGUACAACUUAUCAAGACCUUUUCCCAAAAAUUCAGGGAACAACAGGACUCCUUGGAGAGUUCCACAGUGACAUGCAGCCUGAGACGAGUCCACACGACUCCCAACACCAUGACGAACCUCAGCGUGGCCAAGGUAGCGGCCCCCUCGGAGUGCCUGGUCUGCUCAGAGCUGGCUCUCCUUGUCCACUUCUUCCCCUGUCAGCACAGUAUCGUGUGCGAAGAAUGCUCCAGGAGGAUGAAGAAAUGCAUCAAAUGCCAAGUGACGAUUACCAAGAAGCUCAAGCAAGAUAGCUCGGAGGUGGAGUGGGGUUCCUGCUCGGAAUCGACGGACCAGAAGAAGCUGAUGGAGGACCUGCAGAACCGCUACCGGCAGAUGGAGGAACGCAUCACCUGCCCCAUCUGCAUCGAUAACCAAAUCAAACUGAUCUUCCAGUGCGGGCACGGGUCGUGCCACGAGUGCAGCGCCGCCUUGGCCGUGUGCCCCAUCUGCCGGCAGACAAUCCGCGAACGGAUACACAUCUUCGUUUGAGGGCGCCGCCGGUUCCUCCGCCCCCCCCCCCCCCCCGGUUGCUAAUCCAGCCCCUCCCGAAAGACGUCUUUUGAAUUUAUUUCCCCCCCCCCUUUUCGUUUUUUGUUCAGAAUCACAACCAGCCGGACAUGUUUCUAAUGACGGUGACGAAGCAAGGGGGCAGCCAGAGACAUCGCUAUAGCAAGGCCACGAAUCCAGGGCUCCUAUCCUGCUUACUUUUUCGGGUUUUUUUUAAUUAUUAUUAACUACAACAGGUGUGCGGACUUGACACCGCAAGGGGCUGGUUACAGGAGCCUGCAGGGUGCAGCGUCACCGCUGCCUCGGUGGCACGGGCGUGAUUUGGCCGAGGGGGCG